Aspergillus ibericus CBS 121593 is the source of this 1706-nucleotide messenger RNA. RefSeq names its product ubiquinol-cytochrome-c reductase cytochrome c1. The coding region runs from base 136 to 1416 and encodes 426 amino acids. The transcript is spliced from 2 exons. The record is from RefSeq and is a predicted model, not a curated record. Lineage: Eukaryota; Fungi; Ascomycota; Eurotiomycetes; Eurotiales; Aspergillaceae.
CCGGCCCGAAACCAAUUUUCUCUGCUCUGAGCAGGUCACUUAUCCUCUUUACGGUUGCUUGUCUCCCGAUCUACAGAGACCCAGGGCUCUAAUAAAAUCUCCUUUCUCUUUGCAUUCGGGAACACCAUCCUCACCAUGACAAAAGUUCCGGUUUCGGAACAACGCCAGAUUUUUCUUGCGUGUCGGGCCAUCUUCAGCGGUAAAAAUGCAGACUUACGCAAGGCCAAGGCUAUCCGGACCCGACUCAAGGAUCACGAGGGCUCCUUGAGAACGUUAAUUCCCAAUUACGGGCUCACUCGUGUUCUGUCCGUGGUCAAGCUUUUCUUGGAGAAGGGCCUCUUCCAAUCACGUGCCAAGGCCGAGAUGCAGUUCCCCGGUCUGUUCGAGCCGUGUCCAGUGCGGCAGACGCAGCAUGCAGUACUGGAAAAAGAAGCCUCUCAAUCGACCAACAAAGUGCUCGAGGGGAUAUCGAGCGCGUAUGAAACAGAGAGGGGCAAGGAAGAAGGGGAGGUCCCUGCAGAAACCCCAGCCAUUGUAUCAGUAGAUGCUGCCCACGCCCCAGCGGAAAAGCAAGAACAGGAAGACGAUUCAGAUCAGACAUUGACUACCGAGAGACCGGUCGCUUCGCUUUUUCCUCUUUAUCUGCCCUACCAUGCUCAGCAUCAAAUCUUGACUACCGUCCAACAAGUUCUGGAGGAGUGUAUAUUCGACUUUAUGAAAAAGUGGCUCCCCGUCGAACUCGAGAGUCGAGGUUGGGACUGUGCGGCAGCCGUUGAAUUGACCAAGGGGACCAGGCUUCUCGCCAAAUGGGCCUCGAGACUUCCGGAAGAUGCCCUUCGUCCAGCGGACCUCAAGCUGGAUUCCAUUCUCUUGACGGUCGUGAAAAUCCGCCAUACCGCCGUACAUCGACUCCCGACGACAGCACCGGGGGUUUGUGAUUUCGUGGCCAUCGCCCAAAAACUGACUGAGAAUCUCCGAGAUCCAAUACGCACUUCACAAUUUGAGGAUCUUCAUCGCGAUCUGCAAGAUAAGAUCAAAAUCCUCGAGUUCAAUAAGGAUGUUCUCGAAGAAAAUCAAGCUCGCGAACUCAGACGCAUAGAAGCAGAGCGUGAACAAUUGAAUCAACGGGAGGAGACGCUCAGAGCUAAAACAAUCGAGGAUGAUGGAGAAAACAAACUAAUGAUGGGCCUUCUGUUACAGGAGACGAUGGAACAAAUAUUCAAGACUGGGGCGGUCGAGUCCGAGACUGGGAGGGUCUGGUAUAGUACGGCUGACGAAGCCGUAUGCCUUUCAGAUCUUGUUCUGGGGUUGCUUCGAGGUGAACUUGCUGAACGAGCUACUGCAUUGGGUUUUUGGAUGAUUGGUAUCUUUUGUUUUGUGCCAGUGUUCGCGUGGGUGUUAAGUGUAAUAGUUUGAUGGACUGAGACGUGGCCGAACAUGGGCCGAGAUUGAAUGAACUGACGGUUGGAGUGCACGGUCGCAUUUGUUUUUCUGAAAGACUAUGCUCUCGGAAGUUUUCAUUAAUGGCCUAUUUUCGCAUGGAACCUGGAUGUAGGUAGGUUUUCGGACAAGAUGCUUUCCAGUCGCCGAAAGUUAUCAUUGGGAAGGGUGUUCACGGUAUGUCAGUAACCAGCGUCGUGUGGGGUCCUAAGAACAUUGUGGAGGAUUACAGCCCUGGAUUAAACCAUGCAGUAACAGAAAAAAAG